Messenger RNA from Carica papaya (papaya), 2787 nucleotides. The record is from RefSeq and is a predicted model, not a curated record. NCBI's taxonomy places the organism in Eukaryota, Viridiplantae, Streptophyta, Magnoliopsida, Brassicales, Caricaceae.
ACCCAAAUAAAUAGAGUUUCCAAAUCAUUUUAGCACAAUGAUGAGCAGGAUGUUACAAUGGGAAUGCCAAAUGGAGAAAAAAUCCAGUUGUAUCAGUAGGAACAAUCAAGAUCACUGAGGAAUUGAUCCUCAACAAUGUUUUAUGUGUGCCAACCUUCAGUUUUAAUUUGUUAUCAGCCAGAAGACUGACCAAAGACUCUUAAUGCUAUAUGAUUUUCUCAUAAGAGAUGUGUAUAAUACAGGGUCUUCAGACAUGGAAGACGAUUGGAUUGGGUAGACUUGAAGGUGGAUUGUAUCUUUUACAACAUAAGAGGAACAAAUUUUGUGAGGAAUAAUAUGCUUUUGCAUCCAGUGGAACCUUAUAGGGUGAUUUAAUAACUGAUUUUGAAUUAUGGCAUUAUAGGUUGAGGCAUUCAAUGCUGCCCAAAACAAGUUUUUUUUUUAAUUUUUCAGAUGUGUAAAACAUGAAGUAUGUAAUAUAUGUCCCUUAGGUAAAAUGAACAUAUUACCAUUUGAUGUUAACAAAUACAAGGUUGAACAUCGUUUUGAGCUUAUACAUUGUGAUAUUUGAGAACCUUGUAAUGAGGUCUCACAUAAUGGUUUUAGGUAUUUUUUUUUAUCUAUUGUUGAUGAUACAGCAGGUGCACGUAGUUGUCUAGCUCAAGAAUAAAUUUAAGGCAGGGCCAGCAUCACAAAAUUUUCAUGCAUGAGUGGAAACAUAGUUGGAGCAAAGAUCAGGAUUAUAAGGAGUGACAAUGGUAAAGAGUUUCUAAUGCAGGAUUUGUACUUGAAGAAGGGAAUAGUAUAUCAGAGAAGUUGUGUUGAGAUCCCAUAUCAGAAUAGGAGAGUAGAAAGAAAGCACCAAUAGAUUCUUAAUAUUGUCAGGGCUCUUAAAUUUCAAAGUGGUUAAGAUUUGAAAUUUUGGAGUGACUUUGUACUAACAGUUGUUUAUAUUAUGAAUAGGGUGACAUCUUCUGCAAUACAGAAUAAGACACCAUUUGAGAGAUUAUACAUAAGAAAACCUACAUAUGGACACAUGAAGGCGUUUGACUGUCUUGCCUUUGCCUCCAUCUUGACCAGGGAUCGUCAUAAGUUUCAUCCGAGGUAAACAAUUGCGUGUUCUUGGGUUACCCAAUAGGAACCAAGGGAUACAAGCUGUUGGAUGUUGAAAAUGACAAGGGUUUUGUGUCAAGAAAUAUAGUAUUUCAUGAAUGGAUAAUGCCUUACAGAAAAAAAAAAUUAUAGGGGAAAUGAAUCAGGUAAUUCCUAGAUUGGAGAGGAAUGGAGCUCAUAGUCUAACUGUUGAGACAGGCAGUAAGGUAAGAUAGGAUGACAAUGGCACCAGUGAAGUGAAAAAAGCUCAAGAGGAAUUAGGUGAGAACAGUUUUGAAACAGAAAGAGUUGAGAUGAGUUCAGAUGAAAGAUUUAUGGCUGAAGGGGCUGAUUCACUGGUUGGGCUAAGAAGAUCAAGCAGAGAGAGAAGACCACCAGUUUGGUUGAAGGAUUACAUACCUGGGGAAGAUUUAACUGGAAAACAUAAGGAAAUUCAGAAAAAAUGAAAGGUAAAGCCAUUCCCUUGUGUUCAUACAUGAGUUAUGAAAAUUUGAGUGAAGGAUACAAAAAAUUUAUCUUUACUGUGGAUACUGAAAAAGAACCCAGGAGCUAUCAAGAGGCUUGCAAAGACACCAGAUGGAUGAGUUCAAUGAAGAAUGAAAUAGAGGCUAUUGAAGGAAAUGGGAACUGGACAAUCACUUAUUUGCCACCUAACAAGAAAGUUGUAGAGUGCAAGUGGGUUUAUAAGAUCAAAUACAAUGCAGACGGGACAAUUGAGAGGUUCAAGGCCAGUCUGGUUGCUAAGAGAUACAUGCAAAAAGAAAGAUUAAAUUACCAUGAGACUUUCUCACCAGUAGCAAAAAUUAACACGAAGGCUGGUAGGCAAACAAUGUAUUUGACACUCACAAGGCCAGAUUUAGCGUACUCUGUGCAGCAACUUAGUCAAUUUAUGGAGAAGCCGAGGGAUAAACACAUGCAAGCUGCUUACAAAGUAUUGAGGUCACUCCUUAGUCUCAUGGAAAUCUGAAAAGUAGUCUACCAUAACAAGAUCUUCUACUGAAGUCGAGUACCAAGCUAUGGCAACUACUAGCUAUGAGAUUACAUGGAUAAAAUAUCUGAUGACCAACUUAAAGAGAGAAAAUACAGGAUGAUUGGCUAAAAACAGAAUAUGUGAAGAGUGCAGAGCAGGUUGCUGAUGCUUUGAACAAAGCACUAUCUGUAGCUUCAUUAGGACAUGAUCUGACCAAGAUAGGAGCGAAGAAUAUGUGCUCUCCAUCUUGCGGGGGUUGUUAAAGGAUGAGCAUGAAUGCAGGCGAUCAAGGCAGAAAAGAAAUAGAGGGCACGGGUGAACCAGUUCAGUCAUAUGCGUGUGUGUGUAUAUAUUACACUAAAUGAUGUCGUUUAGUUUUAGGUUUUUUUGGGAACAGAUAUAAAUAGCUUUUGUUCCCAGCUGUUUCAUUCGAAAUUAAAAGGAGUGGGGCUAAGGUUUUCUUCCUCUCGUCUCUUCAUUUCUAGGUAAGCUUUUAUCUUGCUUUCCUUUAUAUUUUCUGCAAGAAUCUUGAUAUUUAGGCUUAGAAAUUUGUUAAUAUGCUUGGAUUUCGUGAAGCUUUUACUUACCUUGGACAUUAGUGGAUAUUCAACUAUAUAUGGUACACUUAGAUGUAAAUGAAUAUUUUACUUAAAGUUGAAUAUUGAAAAUUGAGUUGAAUAUUUGGAAUUAGUCAUUAUUUUAAA